Molecule: messenger RNA, 614 nt
Organism: Cylicocyclus nassatus
Lineage: Eukaryota; Metazoa; Nematoda; Chromadorea; Rhabditida; Strongylidae
Source: the annotation of a GenBank genome assembly
AUGUUAUUCUGGAAUGGAGCAAUGGCUACAUUCAGCAUGAUGGGAACACGGCGACCUGGAUUAGAAUUUUUCAACAUGUUAUGGACAAGUCGCAUCUUUUUCGCCGUGCGUAGUGUGCAGCUAGCUCAUAACGAGAGACCUGAGUACCGUUUUACCGCUUUAUGUGGAAUGGAUGAACGCCGAGUGGAAAAGGCGGUAGGCCCGGUGCUCUAAGCUCUUGCUGAUCUCGCCAUGGAGAAUGCAAAUGGACUUUUUAUUGAUCGAGAGCGACAUGAGCAAUCUUUCAUGAGAUUGUGGAAAACGCUAAGAAACGUCGGCGACUGUGGAAAACCAGCGAAGUAUGGACAAAACUAAGUGACCGAAUGGCGCAGAUGAAACAAGGGUUAGGCGAAAUCGCCGCUUCAUUAGACAAAUCAAACUAAGUCGAAUUGAAACAAGAAGCUGGCACUGAAGGAAAAGAUUAUGAUUACGGUAAAUGUGAUCUGAUCCAACGUUCUAGUCCAGUAGUAGUAAUGUUUUAUCCAUUGCAAGUUGUUUGAAAAGCUUGUUGCUUGUUAUGAAUCUCAUCAAUACGUUCAAAUGAACUUCUUCAUAUGCAUUAAAUCGUUAAAACC